UUUCAGUGUGGUUUAUUUGGCUCUUUUCAAUACGCUGUGUGGGAGGGUGUUUCACUGUUUGCUUAUGAGACUCAUGCAUCCUGUUUGUUUAUACAGCAGCUUUCUUCAUUUGCCUCUGGGGAAGCCAGUACAGUUGGUGGUAUUGGGUUGGCUAGGGGUGGUGGUGGGGGAUUACCUGGCCAUUCACUAGCUGAUCCUGCUGUUUUGGGGCGUCAUGGGGGUGGUGGUCCAGAUCUAGCACCAAAUGGACGGGGUGUUAAUUAUGGUGGUCAGCUACCUGUAGAUGCUGUUUCCAGGCCUGGACCUGAGACGGUACCUCUACCUCCAGAUGCUUCUAGCACUUUGUAUGUUGAAGGUCUCCCUUCUGAUAGUACAAGAAGAGAAGUGGCUCAUAUCUUCCGCCCCUUUGUUGGGUAUAGAGAAGUGAGACUUGUGAGCAAAGAAUCCAAACAUCGGGGUGGAGACCCUUUAAUCCUUUGUUUUGUGGACUUUGCAAAUCCAGCUUGUGCAGCAACUGCUAUGAGUGCCUUGCAAGGUAUCAUUUACAAUUACCUUCUGAUAUAUAAGUAAAUUAUGUUUUGGUUUUGUAAAUUACAUGCCUGCAUCAUUUUAAAAUGAGAUGAAAUGUUGAUGAUUGCUAUGAAUUACAGAGCAUUCAGGCAGAAUUUAUUGUGCAAAUAGAAUCAGAUGUGAACAUUCUGCUCUAUUCUUGUUUGUUCCAGCCCCUAGCGAAACCAAAAUGUCAUCCACGCUUGGAUCUUAUGUUGUUCUGAUUUAUAUUUAAAAUGCCUUCUUCUUUUGUGGAACUGAAUUUGGACCUCAUUUCUUGUUAUGCUUAUAUCAAAACGCACUAAAGACAAUCCAUAUGUCAUAUUUUAUCCUAUUCUACGCACGUGUCAAACACUGCCUUUGCAUGUUUAAAUCUUUUGAACUAAUGGCUAUGGUUGGGACCAUGUUCCUAAUGAUAAAGCUGUUAGAAAAUCUAUAAAAUAUCUCAACAUUAUUGCAUGUUAGAAUAUUUUAUAAUUAUUUGAUUACCUCUUGGGAGUAGUUGCUAUCUUUCAUUAUUUUCUUUUGGUUAAGCUAUAGGAAGGAGGGAGACAUUGAGCUGAAACCUCAUGUUUUUUAGACAACAUAGAUGCUUAAUUUAUAUUGAAAAAAAUGGAAUCAACACAAUAAAUAGAGAUUUCGUAUCCUCUUAUCAUAUAUAUGGGAAUAAAUAAAACGUUCUUAAUAAUAAAUAUAUAAUCUAGAUACUUUUUGUGAGAUUUGCAUUAUAACACCCCCUAAAAGCUGAAGCAUUUAGGUCGCAUAUGUGCCCAACAUCUUGCAAAUAUAAACAAUCCUUGGUCUUCUUAAAGGAUUGUUAAAGGACUUGGUGAAUAUGUUAACCAACUAUUCACUAGAGUCGAAAACAAUCUAGUGAUGUCUCUUGGCUCCAAUUUUUCUCACAUGAAAUGACAAUCACCUCAAUAUGUUUGGUCCUCUCAUGAAAGACAAGAUUAGAGAGAGUUGAGAGAAGCUAAAAAGCCUUAUUUCACUUAGUAAAUCUGAUACAACUUACUAUUGCAUUUAUAGGAGACAGUAGUUCUGAAAAGUAAAAGGGUGGGAAGCCCCUAACAAAACCCUAAAAGUAAA
Vigna umbellata (rice bean) is the source of this 1638-nucleotide messenger RNA. The record is from RefSeq and is a predicted model, not a curated record. Lineage: Eukaryota; Viridiplantae; Streptophyta; Magnoliopsida; Fabales; Fabaceae.